Molecule: messenger RNA, 793 nt
Organism: Hippocampus zosterae (dwarf seahorse)
Lineage: Eukaryota; Metazoa; Chordata; Actinopteri; Syngnathiformes; Syngnathidae
Gene: gmfg
Product: glia maturation factor, gamma
Exons: 8
Coding region: 293-703 (136 amino acids)
Biological process (GO): negative regulation of Arp2/3 complex-mediated actin nucleation; actin filament debranching
Cellular component (GO): actin cortical patch
Molecular function (GO): Arp2/3 complex binding; actin binding
Source: RefSeq, a predicted model, not a curated record
UAAUUUAACCUAAACAAAUUUAUUUUCUACCAAAGCGAGCAAAUGCUUGUCGGCAGUUUUGAGCGCAUACCUGCUAAAUUGGACCUGGCCAGCAGGGGCACUGGACUUAAACUGUAUCAUAGAAGGCAUUUCAAAACGGCAAUUAAAGAUGACAAGCAGAGAAGAAAACAUGUUAGACAAGUUCACACCUGCACAUUCAGUGCUUUACAUCCACCUGAAUAGUUUCGAAGCUCGCCGUGCUUUGCUCCCUCCUUAACAGUCAGGAAGUCUGAGGAAAAAGAUCAGCAGGAAAAUGGCCAUGAUGGGAAUACAGAUGGAUGAUGACCUCGAGCAGAAAUUGAAACGUCUUACGAACCACAAACACGCCCUGAUUAUGAAAGUCGAAAAGCAACUUUUGAUUUUGGAUCAGGAACACGAGAACAUCUCGAUGGAUGAUUUAAGAAACAAGAUUCCAGAGAAUGAGCCCAGGAUUAUCGCCUAUACUUAUGAUUUCCUGCGCCCAAGCGACUCAAAGCUACACCACAGUGCGCUGAUUUUGGUAAACCCUGACCCCAGCCCAGGCGGGUGCUCCGCAAAGACCGUGAUGGUGUACGUAUCCAGCGUGGAACUCCCGAAGAAAGCGAUGAAUGCCACCCAGUAUCUCGAAAUCAAGAACAAGAACGACUUGACCGAGCAGUGGCUGAAAAACCAUCUGGUUUACUGAGUUUGAAAGCCCAUGAACAUGGUGACAAUUUCUGUCCAUUUUCUUUUUUGAUGGCAUGUAACUUGCUAAUAAAUGGAUGGACCUAUAUAA